AUGCGCGUGGUGUACCUUGUCUCGGCCGUCAGCACCUUUGCCCUGGGACGUGCAGAUUCGCUGAUCAACGGCGGCCAAGCAAUUGCUACUCACGGCAUUUCAAGCACUGAUUCCCGCCUUCAAGAGAUUGUGGCACACUCUGCCGCGUCGAGGCUUCUUCAAUCGAAUGACUCUGUGACUGGAGUAGCCCUCAAGGAGGAAGACAGCGAAUCGCGGGUGAUUAUACCUAUACCGUCUUUGCUAGUUCCUGACGCAUGGGUGACAAGAGAGGCAGAGGUGUGGCGAAAGGCUCGUCUUAGCUCCGACAAAGUCUUCGACCUUGCUAAUGUCCAAGGCAUACUCGGCAACGGCCUAGCCGCUGAUCAACGAUCCCUCAUAAUCUGGCUGGAGCACGUUAAGUGGCUCAGAGAAGAGGCCGAAGCAAAGCACGAGAGCGCUGUCAACAAGUUACUGAAACACAUGUCACGGACGAGGGUGGUGAAAAAAUUGGUAGAGUUGCUGGAUCACGCGACCAUCAGAAACAAUGUUAGGGCAAUGCUGAGGAUUGCAGCCGGCAGACUUCCUACCGAGUCGAUGGUGAUCCCUAAGAAGAUGCUCGAGAUGAAGAUGGCCCCUCAAGAAGCGUUGGAUGCCCUCGACCUAGCUCGCGCCGGUGCGCUUCGUGAUCACCCUUUUUUCGCGAUCCAGUGGGUCAAGUACACGAUCCUGCUACGGACAACGAGAUUGGCACAGCUUAAGAGAGAGAAGGCUUUCUCUGUUCCUCUGUUUGGCAAAAACUUCAACCUUCCGUUUACAAAAGCGAAUGGAGAGACGAUGGUUCUUUCCAUCGAGAAGGCGUCUGCGCUUUUGUUUAAAAACAAAGAGCCAGAAGAAGUGAACAUCUUCAUUAAUUUGUGCAAGAAAGCCUUUUCCAAGGAGGAAAUACCGCCGAUCGUAAAAGUACCUGACACGACACCGCAUUCGGAUGUCCUAGAAGAGUAG
This is a messenger RNA of Hyaloperonospora brassicae, 981 nucleotides long. The record is from the annotation of a GenBank genome assembly. NCBI's taxonomy places the organism in Eukaryota, Oomycota, Peronosporomycetes, Peronosporales, Peronosporaceae.